UGACCUUUCGCGCAAGCGUUGGCAACACUAACACCGUCGUCAUCCAUAUUGUAUCCAACAGUGAAGAAGAUUUGACUAACUUACCUAUUUCAGAUUUCUGAAGAAAAUGGCGAUGGAUUCCAUGAAAUUUGGCCCAGAGUGGUUACGCAACAUGAAGAGCGGGGAUUCCAGUGGAGGUGCAGCUCAGACAGCACCUAUCAGAAUGGCAGACCACCGCUACGGUCGGGAGGAGAUGCUGGCGUUGUUUAAUCGCAACGUCCAACCACCUGACGAUAUCAAGCAGCUGCAGGGGCUGUACGUCAAGGAAAUGCAGCUCCCGCUCGCUCUUAUACCUCAGACUCAGGAGGAAAUUACUCAGUGGAACCGGGGCAUCAAUAGUGAAGGAGCCCUGCGACUGUCCAAGCCUGGCAUGGGGCCGGGGGGGCCGAGAGGUGCGAUGGGGGGUCGGGGGGGCUCGGUGGACAGGGGAAGAGGGCGGGGGCGCGGCUCCUAUCACUAUAGUCGGGGACUGAGCUACGACGAGUCAGAGAACACCAACGGAUAUCCUCGUGGGAGAAACAACUACGACAGAUCUCAGAGUGGUGGGGGAUGGGGAGAGAGGAAUGGAGGGGAUACAGGCGACAGUCCUCGGAAAGAUUUUGGGUCUCGCGACACCAACUGGAGGAGACAUCGGUUGAGUGGUGGAGGGGAGGAGGAUGAUGGCUGGCGGGCGUCUAGGCCCUCGGACAAGUGGGGGAGAGGUAACAGUAACAGCUGGAGAGAGGGUGAAGGCUGGGACAGAUCACGCCCUUGGGAGGAGACAAACAACUCACACCCUCCACCUCGCAAACACUGGGAAGAGGAGUCCAACCUGCCCGAGUGGGCGAUGGAAAAUCCAAGUGAAAGUGGGGGCAGUUUUGAUGCCUCCGGAGCGUUUCAUGGUGGACCAGUUUGUUCGGACGAGGAAGAAGGGGCCACUAACCAGCAAAGAGGAAGGACAAAAUCAGAGCAAAGCAAGACCAACACUUCCCAACCCAGGCCAACAUCGCAGACAAAGAAAGAACCCCCCAACAUCACAAAUGGAACAUCCCCUUCACAAGACCAAGGUGCUGCUGACACUGUUAGUACUAAAGCAGCUCCUCUAAGACUCUCCCAAAGUGCCACCAAUCUGAACAGUGAGCGACGACCUCCUGUUCAGGCAGUGAAUCCACUGCCUCACCCACUUAGUACCUCUGCUUCCUUUUCUGGUGUAAAUAGCCAUCCUUCCCUCUCUUCCGGUGAAAGCAAACCACAGAGAGAGCAACCCGUGAGAAAACCUGCCACAUCGCCUCUGGAGCAACACUCGGCCUUCACAAACUAUGUACCUCCCAAACCGGUUGAAGAACCGAAACCACCUCAGAAACCAAAUCACGAAGACGAGAUGGAGCAGAGGUUACUGAACGAUGCGGACGUGUUUGUCUCUCGACUGAUGGAGGAGGAUGGAGAGGCUAUCCCCUCCCCCUCCAACACAUCACCCUCCCACCAUCACGCCAGCACACAGUCGCCACUACCCAACUCCAACAAAGACAUCAGCUGGGUGUAUCAGGACCCUCAAGGCGAGAUACAAGGGAAUUUCCUCCCUACUGAGAUGGCUGAUUGGUAUGUCCUGGGGUAUUUCUCGUCUAGUUUACUUGUCCGAAGAACUUGCGAUGAAAUAUUCUUGCCGAUCAGUGAGAUGAAGAAGUUCUGGAAGCCAGACAAACCUUUUGAAGUAGACUAUCACACAUUACCUCCCAUCAAGAAGAACCAACCACACCCAUUGAUACCUCAGACACUGCCUGCCGCUCCUCCCGCCCCGGCUCUGGACGAUGCGAUGCUGCUGCAGUACCAGAUACAUCAGCAAAUGCUGCACCAAAGACAACAAGCCGCUAUCUUUGCCAGACUAAGGCAGUCGGAACAGUUCAACAAACUAAGUGAUCUGGAGCAGCGUCAGGUGUUGGCACAGCAGACGAGUCUGGCAGGUCUGGAGCCGCUACAAGGAGGCAUGAUGCUGCCACACAUGCAACAACACCCAGUCAGUGCUGCUAACCCGACGACCAACAGCAACGUGAUUGCCAUGCUGCAAGUGUUGGCUGCUCAGCAACAACAGCAACAGCAACAACUGCAGCAGCAGAGGUUGGGAGCAGGAGCGGUGCCGGUCUUGUCUACCCCAGCUGAGCCAACACUGGACCCGCUACAGCAGAUCAUGUCUCAGAUAGGACUGCAUGGCCCCACCAGGACUGCUGCUCCCCCUGCCACACCGCAGACGACACCAGAUAAUCAACAAAGCUUCCACGAGUUCCUCAACUCCUUCCGUCAGAGACAAGCCGCAGCAGUGCCCCCACCCCCCACCCAGCCACAAGCACCGCCCGUGAUGGAGUCAGUGUGGGGUGCCCCCGCAUUCCCUAGCUGGUCCGUGCCUCCUGGUCAUGCCCCCGCCACUGCCAACCCUCCGCAGAGUCUGUGGGCUGACCCUAUCUCCAAAGGAAUAAAAACUGAGAAAGAUAUCUUAGAAGAACAACGGAGAGUGGAAGAAAAGAAAAAAGAGGAAUUGAGGAAACAAGAAGAGCUCCGGUUAAAGGAGGAAGAGCGUGAGCGACUGAGGAGGAUUAAAGAAGAAGAAGAAAUGGAAAGGCAGCGACAAGAAGAGGAGGAGAGAGAAAGAAAGAGGGCACUGGAAGCAGAAGAGAAAAUGAAAAAAGAGGCGGCAGCUAAGAAAGAACAAGAUAGGUUAAAAAAAGAAGAAGAAAAGAAGAGGAAAGAAGAAGAAAAGCGUAGAAAAGAAGAAGAAAAGAGAAAGCAGGAAGAAGAGAAGAGAAAGGCAGAAGAAGAGCGCAAGAGACAAGAAGAGGAGAAAAAGAAACAGGAGCAAAUGGCCAAGCGACAGAAUGAAGCGUUGAAGCGGAUGCAGGAGCAACAGCAGGCACAAGUUAGGGCUGCCAAGGUAACACCCACCCCUGCACCUUGGACCCCUCCAGACGCCACAGGGCCUAGUCUCGUGGAUAUACAAAAGACGGAGCGCAAACAGGUACUACUGUCUAACGGUUGUGUUCUCCGCAUCCCUCCCAACUCCCUCCUUGAAAAACUUAUCCUCCAAGAAAAUUCCUUCCGAUUGCAACAACAGCUGAAGGAACAACAGGAGAAGGAGAAGAGAGCUUUGGAGAAACAACAACAAGCUUUGCAACAACAGCAGCUGAAGAACUCCAAGAGCGCCUCCGGACUGCUGGGCAGCCUCAAGUGGGCGGACGUCCCCAACUCUGCCCCGCCACGGGUCAAGAGUCUGGCGGAGAUACAGGCAGAGGAGCAGGAGAGAUUGGCCAAGCAAUCAGAGAGGGAGAAGGCAGAAAGGAUGGCCGCCAGCAAGGAGGUUACAAUUCCUCAGGCUAACUCCAUCUGGCAAACUGCCAGUCAGAGUCUGUCUUGGUCAGAGCCGACCUCGUCCGUGUGGGGGGGACCGAUGCCUAACAACUCUGCGAGCGGUGCUGGUGCCCGGUUUUUCGACGAUGAUCGCAACAAAGCUGCGGCCAAGCCCCAGCCACAGACCAAGCCUCAAGCCAAACCACAGACCAAGACCAAGGCCAAGAAAGAGGAGGCUGUGGUCAAACAACUGUUUGAGAAACACAUCCCUAAGGAUGCCAAGGCCGAAGAGUUUAACAAGUGGUGCAACCAAGCUCUACAUGAAGUGCUUAAAGGGGAGUGUGAUGUUCCCACUAUAAUAGACUUCUUGUGGACAUUGGAGUCACAAGAUGACAUCGUGGAGUUCUGCCAGGUUUAUUUGAAGGAAGCGAGCAUGGCGUUGCAAUUUGCUUCCAAGUACAUGAACCGGCGCAGACGGCUGCUCAACAACAGCUCUCAGUCUGAGAUGCGCCAGGAGACCGCUCCCUCCUCGGCGCAGCCUUCCAAUAAUAACUUCCAAGAAGUCAAGGGCAAAAACAAGAAGGUGAAGAAGACCAAGAUGACCAAGGUUGACAGUCGCAUUCUCGGGUUCAACGUCACGGCCGCCCCCGAUCGCAUCAACGUCGGCGACCGUGACUACGGAGAGAAUAUUUAGUGAGAGGACGAGAGAAUAUUCAGACUAAUGAUGGAAGAAAAAUACAAAUACAGGAAUGAAGUUGAAGAAACAACUGAUACAAACAAAAUAAACCAAUCUUCCUGAAGAAAGGCAUAUAUUUGUUUUUUUAACAAAUAUUUUGUAACUAAAAACAAGUAAAGAUAAGAUAUAUUUGUUGACUCUUUGUUUUGUUUUAUAUAUAGUAUAAAAAGAACGAGUGUUUGUAGUCGCCAUUGUGCAUGAUGGCGGCUGUUGUACACGCGUGCCUGUUGGAAAAUAAAUUAUUCAUACAUAA
This is a messenger RNA of Macrosteles quadrilineatus (aster leafhopper), 4343 nucleotides long. It is a transcript of the gene Gyf, whose product is annotated as GRB10-interacting GYF protein 2. The record is from RefSeq and is a predicted model, not a curated record. The coding region runs from base 107 to 4048 and encodes 1313 amino acids. NCBI's taxonomy places the organism in Eukaryota, Metazoa, Arthropoda, Insecta, Hemiptera, Cicadellidae. The transcript has 26 exons. Gene Ontology annotation, molecular function: protein binding.